Molecule: messenger RNA, 1608 nt
Organism: Closterium sp. Naga37s-1
Lineage: Eukaryota; Viridiplantae; Streptophyta; Zygnematophyceae; Desmidiales; Closteriaceae
Source: the annotation of a GenBank genome assembly
AUGCCACGUUUGCCAAGUCGCCCCUCUGUGUCACUCCAUACCUCCGCGUCUCACAUCGUCCUCGCACUCCUGGCAGGAGAGGCUGUGGCGCGGGCAGGGCUGCUGCUAGCAGCGGUUCAUGCUGCUGUGACUCAAGCAAUCACAUUCAUCCCCCCUUUUCCCUUUCCCCUUUGCCAUUUCCCUCACCACCUCACUCCCUUUCCCCUUUCCCCCUUCGCUCCCCUUUUUCCCGUUUCCUCUUCCCGCCUUCCGCCUUCCGCUUUCCGCCUUCCCCGUUCCCCCUUCCUUUUUGCCCUCCCCAUCCCUCCUCCCCCUUUCCACCUUUCCUCCUCCCUCGUCUCCCUUCCCCUUUCUCCGUGCCCUUUUUCCUCCCCAUUGCCCUUUUUCCUCCCCAUUGCCCUUUUUCCUCCCCAUUUCCCUUUUUCCUCCCCAUUUCCCUUUUUCCUCCCCAUUUCCCUUUUUCUCCCCAUUGCCCUUUUUCCUCCCCAUUGCCCUUUUUCCUCCCCAUUGCCCUUUUUCCUCCCCAUUUCCCUUUUUCCUCCCCAUUUCCCUUUUUCCUCCCCAUUUCCCUUUUUCCUCCCCAUUUCCCUUUUUCCUCACCAUUUCCCUUUUUCCUCCCCAUUUCCCUUUUUCCUCCCCAUUUCCCUUUUUCCUCCCCAUUUCCCUUUUUCCUCCCCAUUUCCCUUUUUCCUCCCCAUUUCCCUUUUUCCUCCCCAUUGCCCUUUUUCCUCCCCAUUUCCCUUUUUCCUCCCCAUUGCCCUUUUUCCUCCCCAUUUCCCUUUUUCCUCCCCAUUUCCCUUUUUCCUCCCCGUUGCCCUUUUUCCUCCCCAUUGCCCUUUUUCCUCCCCAUUUCCCUUUUUCCUCCCCAUUGCCCUUUUUCCUCCCCAUUGCCCUUUUUCCUCCCCAUUUCCCUUUUUCCUCCCCAUUGCCCUUUUUCCUCCGCAUUGCCCUUUUUCCUCCCCAUUGCCCUUUUUCCUCCCCAUUUCCCUUUUUCCUCCCCAUUGCCCUUUUUCCUCCCCAUUUCCCUUUUUCCUCCCGAUUGCCCUUUUUCCUCCCCAUUGCCCUUUUUCCUCCCCAUUUCCCUUUUUCCUCCCCAUUUCCCUUUUCCCUCCCCAUUUCCCUUUUUCCUCCCCAUUUCCCUUUUCCUCCCCAUUGCCCUUUUUCCUCCCCAUUGCCCUUUUUCCUCCCCAUUGCCCUUUUUCCUCAACAUUUCCCUUUUUCCUCCCCAUUUCCCUUUUUCCUCCCCAUUUCCCUUUUUCCUCCCCAUUUCCCUUUUUCCUCAACAUUUCCCUUUUUCCUCCCCAUUUCCCUUUUUCCUCCCCAUUUCCCUUUUUCCUCCCCAUUUCCCUUUUUCCUCCCCAUUUCCCUUUUUCCUCCCCAUUUCCCUUUUUCCUCCCCAUUUCCCUUUUUCCUCCCCAUUUCCCUUUUUCCUCCCCAUUUCCCUUUUUCCUCCCCAUUUCCCUUUUUCCUCCCCAUUGCCCUUUUUCCUCCCCAUUUCCCUUUUUCCUCCCCAUUUCCCUUUUUCCUGUCUUCUCCUCCCACUUCCCCCUGCCCCUUCCCUUCGUGCCCUUUCCCCUCCCGAUUGUUCCUCCCUCCUCUUCCCCCUAA